Messenger RNA from Chrysemys picta bellii (western painted turtle), 3176 nucleotides. The record is from RefSeq and is a predicted model, not a curated record. Lineage: Eukaryota; Metazoa; Chordata; Testudines; Emydidae.
GUAAAUAUGCCUGAGAAUCCGCAUCUUUUUUUUCACUUGUAGAACUUGAAAUUGCAUCAUCUUUGUUUUCAGUUUUCAUAGGAAAAGAGUAAGCUUUUAAAAUAACUUCUUGUUUACAGCACCUGGAAAAGUAGCAGAUAAAGUCAUAAUAGAAAACACUAGGGAUUCCACCUUCGUUUUUAUGGAGGGUUCUGAAGAUGCGUACGUUGGGUAUAUGACAAUCAGGUUCAAUCCUGAUGACAAAUCUGCUCAACACCACAAUGCACACCACUGCUUAGAGAUUACCGUGAACUGCAGCCCAAUAAUAGAUCAUUGUAUCAUUCGAAGUACCUGUACAGUGGGCUCUGCAGUAUGUGUUAGUGGCCAGGGAGCUUGUCCCACUAUCAAACACUGUAACAUCAGCGACUGUGAAAAUGUUGGACUUUAUAUUACAGAUCAUGCACAGGGAAUAUAUGAGGACAACGAGAUCUCCAAUAAUGCAUUGGCAGGAAUUUGGGUUAAAAACCAUGGAAACCCCAUUAUCAGACGGAAUCACAUUCAUCAUGGACGUGAUGUUGGUGUUUUCACAUUUGACCAUGGCAUGGGUUAUUUUGAAAGCUGCAACAUACAUAGAAACAGGAUAGCUGGCUUUGAGGUCAAAGCUUAUGCCAACCCUACAGUAGUUCGGUGUGAAAUCCAUCACGGUCAGACUGGAGGAAUCUAUGUUCAUGAAAAAGGAAGAGGACAAUUCAUAGAGAAUAAAAUCUAUGCAAACAAUUUUGCAGGUGUUUGGAUUACCUCAAACAGUGACCCAACAAUAAGGGGCAAUGCAAUUUUUAAUGGGAAUCAAGGUGGAGUUUACAUCUUUGGUGAUGGGAGAGGCCUUAUUGAAGGAAAUGACAUUUAUGGUAAUGCAUUAGCAGGAAUUCAGAUUCGAACAAAUAGUUGUCCCAUUGUUCGACACAACAAGAUUCAUGAUGGCCAACAUGGUGGAAUUUAUGUGCAUGAAAAAGGACAAGGUGUUAUUGAAGAAAAUGAAGUUUACAGUAAUACUUUGGCUGGAGUCUGGGUGACAACAGGAAGUACUCCAGUAUUGAGGAGAAAUAGAAUACAUAGUGGGAAACAGGUUGGUGUUUAUUUUUAUGACAAUGGACAUGGAGUGUUAGAGGACAAUGACAUCUAUAAUCACAUGUACUCAGGGGUUCAAAUAAGAACUGGAAGCAACCCCAAAAUUAGGCGCAACAAAAUCUGGGGAGGUCAGAAUGGUGGUAUUCUUGUUUAUAAUUCUGGGCUUGGAUUUAUAGAAGACAAUGAAAUUUUUGAUAAUGCAAUGGCUGGAGUAUGGAUUAAGACAGACAGUAAUCCUACACUAAGAAGAAAUAAAAUCCAUGAUGGAAGAGAUGGGGGCAUCUGUAUAUUUAAUGGGGGCAGAGGUCUCCUUGAAGAGAAUGAUAUUUUUAGGAAUGCUCAAGCUGGUGUUCUCAUCAGCACCAACAGUCACCCUGUGUUAAGGAAAAAUCGAAUAUUUGAUGGCUUUGCUGCAGGUAUUGAAAUAACAAAUCAUGCAACUGCAACAUUAGAAGGCAAUCAGAUUUUCAACAACCGUUUUGGAGGCUUAUUUCUGGCAUCUGGUGUCAAUGUAACAAUGAAAGAUAACAAAAUAAUGAACAAUCAAGAUGCCAUAGAAAAGGCUGUCAGUAGAGGCCAGUGUCUAUAUAAGAUAUCAAGUUACACCAGCUACCCCAUGCAUGACUUCUACAGAUGUCACACUUGUAACACCACAGAUCGUAAUGCCAUAUGUGUGAACUGCAUUAAGAAGUGCCAUCAAGGACAUGAUGUAGAAUUUAUUAGACACGAUAGGUUUUUCUGUGACUGUGGUGCUGGAACACUGUCUAAUCCCUGUACGCUAGCUGGAGAGCCUACCCAUGAUACAGAUACACUAUAUGACUCUGCUCCACCUAUAGAAUCUAAUACAUUGCAGCACAACUAAAUUCCUUUCAGAAAAAAAAGUCCUGCCAUUCUAAUAUCAUAACUGUUAAACUUUUUUUUGGUAGGAAAUUAUACUUGCCCAUUUCUGCAGAAAGAGACUGUAUUAAAAAUGGAUGUGUAAGGUGUUGACACUAUGGAGCUCAACCUACCAAAAAGAAAGUGGCAAUAUGUUGACUCAGGAUAACAGAACUGGGCGUUUUAGCAUUACUGUGUAAACAAAGACUCUUGAAGGGACAGAAGUGAAGAAAAUAAGCUGCAAUUUUGUACAGAUACCAACUUCUGAAAAGCUGGUGUUUUUACAAGUAGCAUUGAAAUGCAGUCAAAUUUGCAGUAGUACUAUUCUGUAGACAAGCAGCAUUCUUUGUUGCUGCUGUUAUGGACAUGGGUACCAAUUGCUUUUGUAACAUGGUAAAAUGUGAGCUAGCACUUCUGCAUUUCUUUUGAUUUUUUUUUUAACAUUUACUCAGAUUGAAAAAUAUGAUUUUAAAUGCUUUACUCAUGUAGUUUGUUUUUAAUUUCAAGCAAAAAAAUCUUAUUGUACUUGAAUGUGUCCUGUUUUGUUAGCACACCUAGACUUGCUGUAACUGUACUCAUGUCCCAGUAUGUACGUUCUUUCUAUGAAAGAGAAAACACUAAUCUUAAAUUAUAUCCAGCAAUUUUUCUGGUAUCCUUUGAAAAAGUUAAAAUAAUCUCCUUCCCUGCCCCAGCAACAGUCUGUCCUCAAAUCACCCUAACAAAAAGCAAGUGUUUUAAUGAGACUUCCUAUCAUAAAUAAUGCACUAUAAAACAAAGUACUCAUGUAACUAAGUUUUGUGAAUGAAAGUUUUACUAUGUUUUAAAGUACACAUUAGAAAGUCUCCUCAGAACAAGCUUGUAUUUUAUUCUGUUCAUAGUUUUUUUUUGAACAGUCUGGACAUUACCUAUAUCAACAGUGGGAAAUCACAGCAAUUUCCUGCUAUAAUGAAGCUGAGACAAGUAUAUAUACAGCUCAAUACAGUUUCAUAGCUUUUUUCCAUUUAUGUGUAUUGGUGACAGUGGGUAAUCAACAGCCUGAAAGUGUAUGCAUGUACCAUAACAUCUAGACUUAAUAUAUUGUGGAGUAUUCAAUAACCAUUAUGUAGAGGGUAGGUAAGAAUUAAAAGGGUUUAAUUUCCUAGGAAAGAAAAUGGAAAAAUGGUCAUUUUUAAAAAAUAAAGUUUAUUAGAUCA